This is a messenger RNA of Lampris incognitus (smalleye Pacific opah), 1307 nucleotides long. RefSeq names its product S-phase kinase-associated protein 1 (gene skp1). Gene Ontology annotation, biological process: SCF-dependent proteasomal ubiquitin-dependent protein catabolic process. Gene Ontology annotation, molecular function: cullin family protein binding. Gene Ontology annotation, cellular component: nucleus; cytoplasm. The transcript has 6 exons. The record is from RefSeq and is a predicted model, not a curated record. The coding region runs from base 164 to 655 and encodes 163 amino acids. Lineage: Eukaryota; Metazoa; Chordata; Actinopteri; Lampriformes; Lampridae.
CUUCGUCAAUGCCUCGACAACGCGCAGCGCUAGUGAGGCACGCCGAGCGGGGACUGCUGGAGACUUCCUGGGCUUGUUAGUUGCCUUACACGCCUGUCCGGCUACACUGUCUCACCCGAGUGGACAUUUACGAGUCUGUUCGACCCCAACACGUUCACGGAUAAUGCCCACAAUAAAACUACAGAGCUCCGAUGGGGAGAUCUUCGAAGUCGAUGUUGAGAUCGCCAAACAGUCAGUCACCAUCAAGACUAUGUUGGAAGAUUUGGGAAUGGAUGAUGAAGGAGAUGAUGAUCCAGUCCCACUUCCUAAUGUGAACGCUGCUAUUCUCAAGAAGGUGAUCCAAUGGUGCACUCAUCACAAAGAUGAUCCCCCUCCCCCAGAGGAUGAUGAGAACAAGGAGAAGAGGACGGAUGACAUUCCUGUAUGGGAUCAGGAAUUCCUCAAAGUGGACCAAGGCACCCUAUUUGAGCUCAUUCUGGCUGCCAACUAUCUGGACAUAAAAGGCCUGUUAGAUGUCACCUGCAAGACAGUGGCCAACAUGAUAAAAGGCAAAACCCCAGAAGAGAUCAGGAAGACAUUCAACAUCAAAAAUGACUUCACAGAGGAGGAAGAAGCCCAGGUACGCAAAGAGAACCAGUGGUGUGAAGAGAAGUGAAGGGGAGGAUCCUGCCAACACUACCACACUGAAAAGGAUUGUUCCAGUUUACUGGCUGCACUGGCGCUGUUCAUACUUGUUAAUAUUUACAUUUAGUCCCCGCUUCCUUUCUUUGUACCGGUAGCAUGACCGUUCUUGAUUUUAUUGUCUGGUGCAAAUAAUUUAACUUAAGGAGAAAAAAACCCCCUUUUUAUUCCAUGUUUUCUGCACACCUAAUCUCACGUAGUGUAAUAACAUGAAUUAGGUAGUUGGGGUUUUCAUCAUCCCGUUAGGAAUAGAUGAUGCACUUUCCAACCUAUUUCUAAUUGCUAUGGUUUUUUUUUCUUUUCCGGACGUAUUGUUUAUUUUGAGUCAGCAGGUGAAAUAAAGUGGCUUUUUUGACAAAUGAAGUGGAAGGUUUAAUAGUUCUUGUGCUGUGAAUGCCUCUGUUCUGUGUUAUCCUUGGGACUUGUUGAAAAAGGACAAGCUAUCAUAAGUAUUCAAGGAUGUCUGAAGUUAAAGGUUAAGAAAGCUGUGUACAAUGUCCUGUGGACUAGAAGUACCUGUAAAGAUAACAUUUUCACUCCCGUUCAUGUUGUAUUGGAUUGGAAUCUGCUGACAAUGGCAUUUGGGGUUAUUGUUACUGGAGAAAAUAAAUGACACAAAAAGGUAA